Ostreococcus tauri is the source of this 398-nucleotide messenger RNA. RefSeq names its product unnamed product. NCBI's taxonomy places the organism in Eukaryota, Viridiplantae, Chlorophyta, Mamiellophyceae, Mamiellales, Bathycoccaceae. The transcript has a single exon. The record is from RefSeq and is a predicted model, not a curated record. The annotation marks the transcript as partial.
CGACGACGGAGGCGGUGGCGGUGGAGACCGAGGCGGAGGACGCGUUCGACGCGCGCGCGGUGUUCUACGCCGUCGCGGACGCGGACGACGACGGGGAUUUGAAAAUCGUUCGAGCCGCGCGUCCGCGGUCGAUGCGAACGGAGAUGGACGGGAGGACGGCGUCGACGCUCGCGAGACUUCGCGAAGACGUUGAAUCGGAGGAGACGAACGCGAUCGAACACGCGUUCGUCAAGCCGGGACACGAGGCGUGGGUGUGCGCGAGCGCGACGGAUGGUAAACGCGCGUACGUCGUCGUCGAGGACACGAGCGAUACGCUCUUGCGGGCGGUGCGGAGCGCGAAGGCUUUCGCGAAAAAGUCAUUUCCGGACGCGUCGAGCGCGUUCGAUUUGGAGACGUAA